AUGGCGGGCUUUAGUGUUGAUAUGACCUCAGAAAUAGGGAGAGAAUCAUUUGCAAGGGCUUCAAACGCUGAAUGGUUAGAAGAAGAUGAAGCGGACCUUCAAAUGGCUGCACUCUUAAGAUUGCCUACACAAAAGCGUCUCAAUUUUGCAUUGCUUAAGAAGCCACGUACAGUGGAUUCCGAAAACAAGAUGGACAAAGUUAUGGAACAAGUUGAUGUCAGAAAGUUGGAUCGCGUCAAUCGUGAACAACUUGUCAAAGAAGCUUUGGCUACUGAUGAACAAGACAAUUACAAGCUUCUUUCUGCCAUUAAGGAACGCUUCAACAGGGUUGGAUUAGAGGUGCCAAGUAUCGAGGUGAGAUACAAAAACUUGACGGUUGGAGCUGAUGUUCAGCUUGGUUCAAGAGCUCUGCCAACUCUGCUCAAUUACAUGCGAGAUAGCUUUGAGAGUAUGCUUAAUGGCUUGGGGAUAAGUCGACCUAAGAGACAUUCCUUGACCAUCUUAAAUGACAUCAGUGGCACUAUCAAACCUGGAAGGAUUACGUUGCUCUUAGGACCUCCAGGCUCAGGCAAAACUACCUUACUUUUAGCACUUGCGGGAAAACUUGAUAGUAACCUCAAGAAAAGUGGUAGCAUAACAUAUAAUGGCCAUGAGCAAAGGGAGUUUUGUAUUCAAAGGGCUUCUGCAUACACUAGCCAAACUGAUAAUCACAUUGCAGAAUUGACAGUGAGAGAGACUUUUGAUUUUGCUAAUAGAUGUCAAGGUUCAAGUGAUGCAGAGUUUGUGAAAAAUCUGGGAAGCUUAGAGAAGGAAAAAAACGUCGUGCCAAGUGCAGAAAUUGAUGCAUUUAUGAAGGCAUCGGCUGUUGGUGGCAAAAGGCAUAAUGUGAUGACAGAUUAUGUUUUGAAAGUGCUUGGUCUUGAUGUAUGUUCAGACACGGUUGUUGGCAAUGAAAUGAUAAGGGGUGUCUCUGGUGGCCAAAAAAGGAGAGUUACAACAGGAGAAAUGAUUGUUGGACCAAGAAAAGCUCUAUUUAUGGAUGAAAUAUCAACUGGACUUGACAGCUCAACCACAUUCCAGAUUGUAAAAUGCAUAAGAAAUUUUGUUCAUCAAAUGGAUGCUACUGUGCUUGUGGCUCUUCUUCAGCCUGCACCAGAAACAUUUGAGCUCUUUGAUGAUCUUCUGCUUCUGUCAGAUGGGUAUGUGGUAUAUCAAGGCCCCAGAGAAAACGUGUUGGAGUUCUUUGAAUCCUUAGGUUUCAAACUUCCACCACGCAAGGGAGUUGCGGAUUUUCUUCAAGAGGUGACCUCCAAAAAGGAUCAACCUCAAUACUGGGCUGAUUCUUCCAAGCCAUAUAAGUUCAUUUCUGUACCAGAAAUUGCUGAGGCUUUUAAGAAUUCCAAGUUUGGAAAGUCUGUAGAAUCCAUGCAAACUGCUCCCUUUGAUAAAUCAAAGAGUCAUCCUACAGCUUUGCCCAAAACUAGAUUUGCUGUGGCAAAAUGGGAUCUCUUUAAGGCUUGUAUGUGCCGAGAAUUGACCUUGGUCAACAGGAAUAGGUUUCUUUACAUUUUUAGGACCUGCCAGGUUACAUUUGUUGGAUUCGUCACCUGCACAAUGUUCCUACAGACAAGAUUCCAUGCUAAGAAUGAGUCUACUGGAACUCUGUAUCAAUCUGCAUUAUUUUUUGCACUGGUGCACAUGAUGUUUAAUGGCUAUUCUGAAUUAUCACUCCUGAUAUCUCGGUUACCAGUCUUCUACAAACAAAGAGGCAAUUUAUUUUAUCCUGCAUGGACAUGGUCUUUGUCCACUUGGAUUCUUGGAAUACCUUAUUCGGUUAUUGAAGCUGUUAUAUGGACUUGUGUUACAUACUACAGUAUUGGAUUAGCCCCUGCUCCUGGAAGGUUUUUCCGACACAUGGCUUUGCUAUUUAUGUUACAUCAAAUGGCUUUAGGUCUCUUCCGAUUCAUGGCUUCACUUGCACGCGAUAUGGUUCUUGCUAACACAUUUGGUACAGCUGCAUUGAUGAUUGUCUUCUUGUUGGGAGGAUUUAUUAUCCCUAAAGGUAUGAUUAAGCCAUGGUGGAUUUGGGGUUACUGGGUGUCACCUCUUAGUUAUGGACAAAAAGCAAUUUCAGUCAAUGAAUUUACUGCCACAAGGUGGAUGAAGGAUUCUGCUUUUGGCCAGGGCACAGUUGGUUCCAAUAUUCUCAAGUUAUACAGUUUACCAACUAAUGAUUAUUGGUAUUGGAUUGGUAUGGGAGUUUUAAUUGUCUACUCGUUGCUUUUCAACAACUUGGUCACUGUGGCCUUGACCUAUCUAAAACCACUCCAAAAACCAAGAGCACUACUUCUUGAUGACGAGGAGGAUUCAAAUGAAACAGCAAAACUCAAAUCAACUAAUGAUGACAACAAAAACAAGGGAAUGAUUCUUCCUUUUCAACCUUUGACAAUGACAUUCCAUAAUGUCAAUUAUUUUGUUGAUAUGCCAAAGGAGAUAGCACAACAAGGUGUAGCAGAUACCAAAUUGAAGCUCUUGUCAAAUGUGAGUGGAGUUUUUGCACCUGGUGUCCUCACAGCAUUGAUGGGGUCAAGUGGAGCUGGAAAGACCACUUUAAUGGAUGUUCUUGCAGGAAGGAAAACAGGAGGAUACAUUGAGGGUGAUAUUAAAAUAUCUGGCUAUCCAAAAGUGCAACAAACAUUUGCCAGAAUAGCCGGAUAUGUUGAACAGAAUGAUAUACAUUCUCCUCAGCUCACAGUUGAGGAGUCCCUGUGGUUUUCUGCAUCAUUAAGGCUUCCAAAGGAAGUAAGCCUUGAAAAGAAGCAUGAAUUUGUUGAACAAGUUAUGAAACUAGUAGAGCUUGAUAGUUUAAGACAGGCUUUGGUUGGAAUGCCUGGUUCUUCCGGCUUAUCGACAGAGCAGAGAAAGCGUCUUACCAUUGCAGUGGAGCUUGUAGCAAACCCUUCCAUUAUUUUCAUGGAUGAACCUACGUCUGGACUUGAUGCACGUGCAGCAGCCAUUGUUAUGAGGACUGUUCGUAAUACGGUUGAUACUGGUAGAACAGUGGUUUGCACCAUCCAUCAACCAAGUAUUGAUAUAUUUGAAGCCUUUGAUGAAUUGCUUCUUAUGAAACGUGGAGGAAGAGUCAUAUAUGGAGGAAAGAUUGGUAGGCAAUCAGAUAUAAUGAUAAAGUAUUUCCAGAAUAUUGAAGGAAUCACCCCAAUUACCAGUGGCUACAAUCCAGCUACUUGGAUGCUUGAGGUUUCCACUGCUGCUGUUGAAUCAAAACUUGGUAUUGAUUUUGCAAACGUUUACGAAAAUUCUGAGCAAUUCAGGGGUGUGGUAGCUUCUAUUAAGGAUUAUGGACAACCUCCUCCUGGCUCACAACCGUUGAAGUUUGAAACUGAAUUUUCACAAAACACAUGCGCACAAUUUCGCAAGUGUUUGUGGAAGCAAAAUCUAGUGUACUGGAGGAGUCCACCUUACAAUGCAAUGAGGUUGAUAUUCACCGUAAUAUGUGCCUUGAUAUUUGGUACAGUGUUUUGGGACAGCGGUUCAAAAAGGGAAACUAUUCAACAAGUGAAUGUAAUUAUGGGUGCACUUUUUUCUGCAUGUCUCUUCCUUGGUGUAAAUAAUGCAUCUUCUGUACAACCUGUUGUUUCAAUAGAAAGGACAGUGUUUUAUAGAGAGAAAGCAGCUGGAAUGUACUCUCCUAUUGCUUAUGCAAUAGCCCAGGGACUGGUGGAGAUUCCAUACAUUGCUAUUCAGACAAUAGUAUUUGGAGUAAUUACAUAUUUCAUGGUUAAUUUUGAAAGGAAUGCUGGAAAAUUUUUCCUCUAUCUUGUGUUCAUGUUUCUCACAUUUACCUACUUCACCUUUUAUGGGAUGAUGGCUGUUGGUAUUACACCUACCCAACACUUUGCAGCUGUCAUUUCAUCUGCAUUUUACUCUUUAUGGAAUCUUGUAUCUGGGUUUCUCAUUCCAAAAUCUCACAUUCCUCCAUGGUGGAUCUGGUUCCAUUAUAUUUGCCCAGUUUCUUGGACUCUACGUGGUAUUAUCACAUCUCAACUUGGUAACGUGCAAGACAUAAUUGUGGGACCUUCAUUCAAGGGAACUGUGCAAGAAUAUUUGGCUUCUAGUCUUGGAUAUGGUACUACAGUUAAUGGAAUGUCAUCGGUAGUACUUUCAGUUAUUGUGCUUCUUUGCUUUAACAUUCUCUUCUUUGGUUCCUUUGCUGUAUCCAUUAAAGUGCUGAAUUUCCAAAAGAGAUGA
This is a messenger RNA of Abrus precatorius (Indian licorice), 4269 nucleotides long. RefSeq names its product ABC transporter G family member 31-like. The record is from RefSeq and is a predicted model, not a curated record. Gene Ontology annotation, molecular function: ATP binding; ATP hydrolysis activity; ABC-type transporter activity. Bases 1 to 4269 code for a protein of 1422 amino acids. Lineage: Eukaryota; Viridiplantae; Streptophyta; Magnoliopsida; Fabales; Fabaceae. Gene Ontology annotation, cellular component: membrane. The transcript has 23 exons.